AAAACCACUAAAAUACAGACGUAUUGUCAACGCUUGUGUGCCGCUAACCUUAAAAUUUAUUUUUUCCACAAAAAUACGUAUAUUUACGUAAUUACUCAACAGUUUUUACAAAGAAAUCAUGGCGUUAGCAAAGCCUAAAUCCGAAAUGAGCUCCGAGGAGCUCCAAGCUCGCGAAGAAGAAGAGUUCAACACCGGACCACUUUCAGUGCUUACCCAGUCUGUGAAAAACAACACUCAGGUCCUAAUUAACUGCAGAAACAACAAAAAGCUUCUUGGACGUGUAAAGGCUUUCGAUAGACAUUGCAACAUGGUAUUGGAAAACGUUAAAGAAAUGUGGACUGAACUACCGAGGCCCAAUAAAGGAAAGAAGAAGUCGAAGCCAGUUAACAAAGACAGAUUUAUAUCGAAGAUGUUUUUGAGAGGAGAUGCUGUUAUUAUGGUUGUCAGGAAUCCUUUAGCCACUGCCAGUUAAGGAUAUUAUUUAAGCACUAUAAUUUUAGUUUAUUUUGAGGGUUUACUUUUUUUAAGCAAUUUAUAUUUAAGAAUUUUC
Brassicogethes aeneus is the source of this 550-nucleotide messenger RNA. The record is from the annotation of a GenBank genome assembly. NCBI's taxonomy places the organism in Eukaryota, Metazoa, Arthropoda, Insecta, Coleoptera, Nitidulidae.